This is a messenger RNA of Sphaeroforma arctica JP610, 455 nucleotides long. RefSeq lists its product as hypothetical. The record is from RefSeq and is a predicted model, not a curated record. Bases 15 to 455 code for a protein of 146 amino acids. NCBI's taxonomy places the organism in Eukaryota, Ichthyosporea, Ichthyophonida. The transcript has 3 exons.
AGGUUGCGAAUGCCAUGCGAGGAGCUAAGGAUGGUUCAGAUAUAGCCUACCUUCCCUUGUUUUCAGAAGUGAGUCAAUCGGAUCAUUCAAUAGUCUGCUAUUCAAAGAGACACGAUGUCUUCCUCAACCUACUUGUGACGGGUGGGACUUCCAGCCGCAGUGACGACCGAGUUGGCCCAGACAUGGGAGCGACGGCUCUAUGUCAUCAGGUGUGGAUGGAAGCGAGACGGUGUGCGCCACUCUGUGAUGUUGUGCGUAUACUGAAGGCCAAAGUUGCGAUGACUAUCAAGAAAGCACGAAUAAAACGUUCUUCUUCUGUCGAGAAGGCACAUGCGCGAGCACUACAAUCGGCUGGACAAUGGCUGUGGGUGAUCUUGGCCUACAACGCGCUGCAGAAUGCUUCGCAACCAUACAAGUACCACAAAGUGAUCCAGAAGGUGUGUGGUCUCAAAUAA